Molecule: messenger RNA, 2125 nt
Organism: Callorhinchus milii (elephant shark)
Lineage: Eukaryota; Metazoa; Chordata; Chondrichthyes; Chimaeriformes; Callorhinchidae
Gene: ppid
Product: peptidylprolyl isomerase D
Biological process (GO): protein folding; protein peptidyl-prolyl isomerization
Molecular function (GO): peptidyl-prolyl cis-trans isomerase activity; protein binding
Source: RefSeq, a predicted model, not a curated record
UUGGACGCUUAGUGCUGGAGCUGUUUGCUGAUGUCUGCCCUAAAACGGCUGAGAACUUCCGUGCAUUAUGCACUGGAGAGAAAGGAAUUGGACCCACAACUGGAAAGCCACUCCACUUCAAAGGCUGUCCUUUCCAUAGGAUUAUAAAGAAGUUCAUGAUCCAGGGAGGAGACUUUUCCAAUCAGAAUGGAACUGGAGGAGAAAGCAUUUAUGGAGAGAAAUUUGAAGAUGAAAGUUUUCAUUAUAAGCAUGAUUGUGAGGGGCUGCUCAGCAUGGCUAAUGCAGGCCCAAACACCAAUGGUUCUCAGUUCUUCAUCACAACCGUCCCCACGCCUCAUCUGGACAACAAACAUGUGGUCUUUGGUCGAGUGCUGAAAGGAAUGAGAGUGGUAAAGAUGCUGGAAAAUAUAGAGGUGAAAGACGAGAAGCCUGUAAAGCUGUGUGCUAUAGAAGAUUGUGGACAGAUAGAAGGUGAUGACUGGGGUUUAGCUCCUAAUGAUGGUUCAGGGGAUGCUUACCCAGAUUUCCCAGAGGAUGCUGAUGAUCAGGUGGACGAUGUUGAUAAAAUUAUAGCUAUUGCAGAAGACUUGAAGAAUAUUGGUAACAACUUAUUUAAAUGCCAAGACUGGAAUAUGGCCCUCACGAAGUACGCCAAGGCUUUAAGAUAUGUGAGUAAUUUUGGAAUUGAAAAGGAUGAUGAAGAAAAUUCCUCAUAUAAAAAGUUGGAAGAUCUUGCAGUGAGUUGCAAUCUGAACCAAGCAGCCUGCCAGCUGAAACUGUGUGACUGGACUGGAGCUAUUGAGAAUUGUGAUACGGCUUUUGAAAUUGAUCCGUCAAACACUAAAGCGUUGUAUAGAAGGGCUCAAGCAUUGCAGGCACUCAAGAAUUAUGAUCAGGCUCUGGCUGAUCUUAAGAAAGCCCAAGAAGUUGCACCAGAAGACAAAGCCAUAAACAGUGAAAUACUCCGAGUGAAGCAGAAGAUAAAGCAAGAGAAGGAGAAAGAGAGGGCAGUUUAUGCAAAAAUGUUCGCCUGAUGAUUGUGGUCUGGACUCGCAUUUCCAAUGAGCCGUUGUGUGGUUAACGUAAAUGUUUUUUUUAAAGUCUUGAUGCUCAGAAAACGUGUGAAUUUGUUUUUGCAGCCAGUUUAUGACCUAGACAAAACUAAAUCAAUUGGAGGGGAAAAAGUGUGCUGAUACAGUAUUGUAUGGGAAUAAGUGAGAAAAUUGUUGGUAAAUACAACAACAAAUUACAUUUAUAUAGCACUUUCAUGUUGGGAGGAUGUCCCAAGGUGUUGGGCAGUCAAGGGUUUGCCCCUGAGCUGGGGAUUGGAAUUGGGAAGGCUGGAGGGCAAGGGAGGAUGAUCGAAUUAACAAUCAAACAGGAAGGUCUUGAAGGAGGUAAGGGAGAUGGGUGAGGUAAAGUGAUUCUGGGAUGGAGUUCCAGAAGGUGGUGUCAGAAAGACUUAAGGCCUGACAUGGAGCAGACCAGUGUAUAGUUGAGCAAAUGUUUCAUCUUAACUGAGAAGAGUUAGCUACAGACUUGGAAAACUUCAAGCCUUAUCUAAUUCAGCAUGACAGAAACAAAAGUUGUUCAGCAGUUCCCUGUGACAUAUGCUAAUAUGUUUAUGUAACUCUUUGGUUAGUAUCCUGUACAUGCAUCGAUGUUUUUUGUCUGUCUCUGAAGAGAUUGUUACUUCUGUAAAUGAUUUCCUAGAAUGUUUUCGUGUAGAAGAAUCACUUCCAAGUUUCAGUGUUAAAAAAAUAUAGUAUGCCUUGCACGUCAGGCAUAUUCUACUGUAUUCACCAACAAUUUUCUUAUUCAUUUCUCACAACUGAAAGGUGCCGUUGACAAAUUGCUGUCAGGCCAAUCAAAUGUAAGCCUCCUUAAAUACAGUGAACCACUGGUUGGGCUGCGUUAAGAUUUGUGUUUUGCCCCCCAGUCUAAUAUCUUGUUUGCUGUGUGAAAUUAAAGCGGAAAAUAUUUAAUGUUGAUGGUACAAACAACCCCCUAUAUUGUUUGGCAAUCUAAUGAGCAUGUAAUGUUGCUACAUGUGCACGAUAUCACAAUGAACUACAAAACGAAAUGGCUCGUUUUCUCAAUAAAAUAUUUGAGAUUUUUUUCUGUA